This is a messenger RNA of Apus apus (common swift), 3990 nucleotides long. It is a transcript of the gene ARHGEF3, whose product is annotated as Rho guanine nucleotide exchange factor 3. Gene Ontology annotation, biological process: intracellular signal transduction; positive regulation of Rho protein signal transduction. Bases 524 to 2038 code for a protein of 504 amino acids. Lineage: Eukaryota; Metazoa; Chordata; Aves; Apodiformes; Apodidae. Gene Ontology annotation, molecular function: guanyl-nucleotide exchange factor activity. The transcript has 10 exons. The record is from RefSeq and is a predicted model, not a curated record.
AGUACUCCUUCAAAAACCUGUGUCAAAGACAUGGUUGCUGAAAAGGAAGCAAUAUGCAUAGCAGUGCAACAGUGAAGAUAAGGAUGUAACUUGAUUUAAUCUGCUAAAAUUCUUUAGUGCUAGGUUUCAUAUGUGCUGGAAUAUAUGAUUUUUGCUGGAGGGUUAAACACUUUCCUUAUCUCAGCCAGCAUUUAUGGAUUUACAGGUUUGCCUGCUGAGAAGUAAAUUAAAUAUGUAGCUGCUUCUCACCUUUCCUCUGUUGCUGCAUUAAUGGAAGAGAAUUUUUGUUGCCAGCAAUACAGAUGAGGAUGAUCACUGCUGAGAUUUAUUAUAUUUUGGUAUCGGGAAGGCUGACAAAUCUGCAUUAUUUCCGGAGGGAUUUGGAUUUCUGAACAAAAGGACAGUAGGCAUGCUUCAUUUUUCUAAAGCUAUGUCUAGGAAAUCGGAGGCAUAGCAAGCCUACACAAACUUUAUAAGCAUGGCUGAAAAAGAAAGAUGAACUGCUUUAGGAUGUCCUUGAAAUAUGAUGUUGGAUGGGUUUUUUAACUUCGCUUGGAAGGAGCCCAGCACCAAACGGGUCAAGCCGCUCUCCAGAGUCACAUCCCUGGCGAGUCUCAUUCCUCCUGUCCGGGCCACUCCACUGAAGCGGUUCAGCCAGACACUUCAGCGUUCUAUCAGUUUCCGUAGCGACAGUCGCCCAGAUCUGUUCAGCCCACGACCAUGGUCUCGGAACAUGCCCCCAGCUAACACCAAGCGGAGAGACAGCAAACUCUGGAGCGAGACCUUUGAUGUGUGUGUCAGUCACAUGCUUACAUCUAAAGAAAUCAAGCGUCAAGAGGCUAUCUUUGAACUUUCCCAGGGAGAAGAAGACUUGAUAGAGGAUCUGAAGUUAGCAAAAAAGGCUUAUCAUGACCCAAUGCUUAAACUUUCCAUAAUGACAGAGCAAGAGUUGAACCAAAUUUUUGGAACAUUGGACUCUCUAAUUCCUCUACACGAAGAUCUCCUUAGACGACUUCAAGAAGUCAGGAAACCUGAUGGAUCAACAGAACAUGUUGGCCACAUCCUUGUGGGCUGGCUUCCAUGCCUGAACUCCUAUGAUAGCUACUGCAGCAAUCAAGUGGCAGCCAAAGCUUUAUUGGAUCACAAGAAACAAGAUCACAGAGUGUACGAUUUCCUACAGCGCUGCUUGGAGUCUCCUUUCAGUCGCAAACUGGACCUUUGGAAUUUCCUUGACAUCCCAAGAAGCCGGUUGGUUAAAUACCCAUUACUGCUCAGAGAGAUUUUGAGACACACACCAAAUGAUCAUCCAGAUCAGCAGCACCUUGAAGAAGCUAUAAAUAUAAUUCAGGGCAUAGUGGCUGAAAUCAACAUAAAGACCGGUGAAUCUGAAUGCCAGUAUUAUAAAGAGAGACUGAUUUAUCUUGAGGAAGGCCAAAGGGAUUCAUUGAUUGAUAAUUCACGUGUUGUAUGUUGUCAUGGUGAACUGAAGAACAACAGGGGAGUGAAACUGCACGUCUUCCUCUUUGAAGAAGUGCUGGUGAUUACUCGAGCUAUCACCCAUAAUGAGCAGCUCUGCUACCAGCUCUAUCGGCAGCCAAUUCCAGUGAGGGAGCUCGUGUUGGAGGACUUGCAAGAUGGAGAGGUGCGACUGGGCGGAUCCAUACGUGGUGCUUUCAGCAACAAUGAGAGAAUCAAAAACUUCUUUAGAGUCAGCUUCAAAAAUGGAUCUCAAAGCCAGACUCACUCACUCCAAGCCAAUGACUCCUUCAACAAACAACAGUGGCUUAACUGUAUCCGCCAGGCCAAAGAAAAAGUGACGGGUGCGGGCAAAGCAGGUGUGCUGAACUCGGAGGCACAGGUUCUUUUGUCACCAAAUGGAAGCAAAGUACACCAGGGAGAACCCAACCUCGAGCAGAUGGAUCAAUCGGACUGUGAGUCAGACUGUAGUAUGGACACCAGCGAGAUCAGCAUUGACUGUGAACGUAUGGAACAGACAAACUCUUCUGAGAAUGAAAAGCAAAUAGAAACCAAUGUUUGACAAAAACUUACAGUUCGGGGAAGAAAAUCUAUCUCUUACCUGUACAGUAUUUGCAUUCCAUACAUGGAACCAUUUGGAGAAGCACUUUUAAAAUAUUUUUGGUGACAAUGUCAAUGCAGUCCUUGUAUUCAUAAGCCUAUGAGUGUACUGUAACUGCCCAUCUGUAUAAGCUGGAAUCUGUUGCAACUCACGUCCUGUGAUUAUAGUCCAUAAACAUCUAAGGUGGAUGAAGGAGGUACUUGACCAGUUAUUCUCAAUGUCCUGCUGUAAACAGAGUAUCUAAACUACUGUUUAUAUGUGUGUUACACAAAAAUAGAUUUUCAUAAUUUUUAAAGUCCUUUAUUUGCCCUUUAAUGGGGCAGCUGAAGAUGUGGACUUUCUGUGGAGUUUCAGCAUGGGUAUCAACAUCAUGCAUUUUCCUAAAGGCAUGGAAGGAAGAAAUAUUUACUUGGGGAAAAAAGAAAAACCUCUUGCAAUAGCCUAUCUGAAGUCUUGUGGUAUUAAAUUAAUGACAACUAUAAAUUGCAGGCCAUGUAACCAGUGACUUGUUAGGAAUUUUUCAAAAUGAAGCACUACCCGAAGAUCAAGCAACCAAACUUACUAAAAUCUGCUCAGUUUAAGUGGUCAGUAUAGUGCUAUGGUUAAUUUAUUAGAGUAUAUAAUACUCAAAAUAAUCAACUGAAACCCCCCCCCAACCAAACACAACCUAACCUCUGCAGCCAACACUGAAUUAAAUUAAAUGCUGAGAAUACUGGGUAUUUGUAAAUAAGCUGGUAGUUUGCUUUCAGUGCCAUAUAUAUAUACUUUUAUAUAUAUAUGAAUAUAUAUGUAUUUUAUCCCAAACAGGAUAAGAACGGAGAAAAGCUUUUGCUUCUUAAUAGGCCCUCUUCAGCAUUUUGCACUCCACUGACCUCCACUUUUGGUUUUAAACACCACUAAACUAAUGUUAAAACAUUUAAUUUCCUGUAAAUGGUUGUUUACAAUUAUAUGUAGUUGGUUUUUAAAGUAAGUGAUGAUUUUACAUAAAAGGUGCUCUACAAAUACCCUAUGGGAUUAUGUAGAGAAAGUUUAAAAAAAAAAAAAAAAAAAAGGGAAUUGCUUUUCCUUUAGGAUGUAUUACAUCCUUUAUAUUUUUCUCAAGUUUUCUUUUAAAAGUUUUUGUUGCAUUUAAUCUCAUGCUGUAAUUGGAAAUGUUACUGCAUUUUUUGGUGGCUGAUUUAAUCCACUCAUUAUGAUGAGAAGCAGAUGAGUCACUUAAAUGCAGUCUAAAACACUCAGUUAAACAUCCUGUUACUUUUCAGGAAUCCCUGGGUAAUAUUUCUUAGCAUAAGAAAUAAUGCCAGUUCUGUAUGGCAAGCUAUGAAAAUGAUGUAUUAAUAAAUUUAAAUGAUCUGUGAUAUUACACAAGAUAAUCUGUGGAAAGUACUUGUACCAACAAAAGUAGAAAAAGCGCUAAGUUAUUGCCAAAAAUAUUGUUCUUGUGUUCUACAAGUUUACAAAAAGAUACUAUGUCAAGUAUCUUAUAUAUAUGCUGAUGUGCAUUACAGAAAUCAAUGUGACAAGAUGAUAAACAAUAUGAAACAAGGUAUUUUUUAUUUUUUUAAAAAAUGUCAUUUUUACCCUAUAGAAACAUAUUUCUGUAUUUAUAGUUCUUAAAGUCAAUUUUCUUUUCUGUUUCAGGCUUUGUAAUUUAUUUCAACUGCUUCAUUCUUACAGCUGAAUGAGUAUGCCAGUGAAGAUGACAGCAAAAAUUUGCAAGAGAAAAGGCAUAGGAAAGCUUAGCAGAUGAUGAACCAUUUUCAUAGAACCUGUUCAGCAAAACGUUUAAAAAGAGCAGAAACAUGUACAGUGUUCAGAUAGAGAAGAAAGAAUGUGUGUAUUGGCUUUUUUUUUUUUUUAAAUAAUAGCCUUAAACUUUUCUGGAAGCAUUUAAAAUAAAUUACAUUACAUGA